CCUCCAUUGCCCCUCAUCCUGAAUAUUAUUUUGCGUUCCUGAGUCCGGUUAUCCUGCCCGAUAACUGCCCGCAGAAGAUGUCCACCAAGGCUGGCCGGUUUGCUGCAAAAGCCCUGGGGAUCGAUCUGACAUCUAAUCCUCCCUUGGAUGCUCGCGAUGCACCGGUUCUGCCCGAGCAGACUGGCUCCUAUGUUGAGGUCGAGCCGACCGCGGGCGAAUGGCUGCGAGGGCUGGUUCCCUCGGGCCAGCAGGUCUACCACUACUUCUACAGCAUGUUUCCGUUUCUGCACUGGAUCAUGAGCUACAACCUUCAAUGGUUCAUCGGAGAUCUGAUCGCAGGUGUUACGGUUGGAGCGGUGGUCAUUCCCCAGGGCAUGGCCUACGCCAUUCUGGCCAAGCUGCCCGCGGAAUAUGGACUGUAUUCGUCCUUCAUGGGCGUCCUGAUCUACUGGUUCUUUGCAACCUCCAAGGAUAUCACCAUCGGACCGGUGGCCGUCAUGUCCACUCUUGUAGGUACCAUCAUCAUCGACGUCCAAGCGAAAUACCCCGGUGUCGAAGCGACAACCAUUGCUCAAGCCCUGGCCAUCAUCUGCGGUGCCAUCACAACCUUUAUCGGCCUGUUCCGACUGGGCUUCAUCGUCGACUUCAUUCCACUUCCCGCUAUUACAGCCUUCAUGACCGGAUCCGCGAUCAAUGUCUGCGCCGGACAGGUCAAGACGAUGCUGGGGGAAACCGCUAGCUUUUCCACGCGCGGUGCCACAUACGAAGUCAUCAUCAACACUUUGAAGUACCUGCCCACGACACAGAUGGAUGCGGCGAUGGGGUUGACAGCGUUGGCAAUGCUAUAUGCCAUCCGCUCCGCCUGCAAUUAUGGAACCCGGAAGAUGCCCCAGAAGGCGAAACUGUUCUUUUUCAUCUCCACGCUGCGGACCGUCUUUGUGAUCCUGUUCUAUACCAUGAUCAGCGCGGCGGUCAAUGUGCAUCGUCGCCACAACCCGGCCUUUAAGAUGCUGGGCAAGGUUCCGUAUGGCUUCCAACACGCCGGCGUCCCCAAGAUCAACGUGGACAUUAUCAAGACCUUUGCUCCGGAGCUCCCCGCGGCGGUGAUCGUGUUGGUCAUCGAGCACAUUGCGAUUUCGAAAUCGUUCGGUCGCGUCAACAACUAUACCAUCAAUCCUUCCCAGGAGUUCAUCGCCAUUGGUAUCGCCAACCUUCUGGGGCCUUUCCUGGGCGGGUAUCCGGCCACGGGGUCGUUCUCUCGCACGGCCAUCAAGGCCAAGUCCGGCGUGCGGACGCCUCUGGCGGGUGUCAUCACAGCCAUUAUCGUCCUUCUCGCCAUCUACGCUCUGCCCGCCUUGUUCUUCUUCAUUCCUAGCUCCUCCUUGUCGGCGGUCAUCAUCCAUGCGGUGGGUGACCUGAUCGCCCCGCCGCGCGUGCUCUACCAAUUUUGGCGGGUGUCGCCCUUGGAUGCCGUGAUCGCCUUCAUCGGGAUUAUCAUCAUCAUCUUCUCGACGAUCGAGAUCGGCAUCUACUGCACCAUCUGUAUGUCGCUGGCGGUGCUGCUGUUCCGUCUCGCCAAAGCCCGGGGGCAGUUCCUGGGUCAUGUUCAGAUCCAUUCUGUUGUGGGCGACCACCUGGAGGAAACCGGAUCCAGCAAGGAAUUCAACCCUGCUUCCCAGCUGGCAUCCUCCCGAACUGCCUUUCUGCCCCUGGCGCAUACCGAUGGGUCUAACCCGGCCGUGCCCGUGCUGCAGCCGGCCCCGGGGAUUUUCAUCUACCGGGUGUCGGAAGGCUUCAACUACCCCAAUGCCAACCACUACACCGACUACCUGGUGCAGCACAUCUUCGAGACCACGCGACGCACGAAUCCCUCGUUGUAUGCCCGCCCGGGAGACCGGCCAUGGAACGACCCGGUUCCCCGCAAGUCGGAAAGCGAGGACCUCUCGCAAAAACCGGUGCUGCGGGCCGUCAUCCUGGAUUUCUCCGCGGUGAACAACGUCGACGUGACCUCGGUGCAGAACCUGAUCGAUGUACGAAACCAACUCGACCGAUAUGCCGCGCCGGAUCGGGUGCAGUGGCACUUUGCGCACAUCAACAGCCGGUGGACCAAACGCGCGCUGGCGGCGGCAGGGUUUGGCCGGCCUUCGGAAGAGACCCCGAUGAAAGCGAUCUUCAGUGUGGCCGAUGUGAGCGAAUAUGCAGAGGUGCCGAAGCGGGUCAGCGACAUUGAGUCCCAAGAUGGCACGGUGGUGGGAGGGGAGGAGAUUUCGAAGCAGACUGCCGGCGGAGAUGACAAGACGUCGGGGAUGUUGAGGAUCCGCGAGCGACGCGGAGAGUACAAGAGGGCGGUGGCGGUGGUGACUGGGGUCAACUUGCCCUUUUUCCACCUGGACUUGACGAGUGCGCUGGAAUGUGCGGUGGCCAGCAUGUCGGAGCACCCCAGCAAGGCACCAGCCAACUGAUACCCACUUUGAUGAUUAGUUCUUUAGAUUAGUACCUAAUGUUAUGACCCGUAUAGACCGAUGUAUACC
Molecule: messenger RNA, 2531 nt
Organism: Aspergillus sclerotioniger CBS 115572
Lineage: Eukaryota; Fungi; Ascomycota; Eurotiomycetes; Eurotiales; Aspergillaceae
Product: SLC26/SulP family anion transporter
Exons: 3
Coding region: 78-2462 (794 amino acids)
Biological process (GO): transmembrane transport
Cellular component (GO): membrane
Molecular function (GO): secondary active sulfate transmembrane transporter activity
Source: RefSeq, a predicted model, not a curated record